CUCUAAAUAAAUGGUAGUGAGCUGAAUGGUUCAACAAGAACAAUGUUACUUUAUUUUUCGUAUUUAUUGGUUUUUCUGAAUAUAAAAUAUGACGUACAUUGUGUUCAAAGCAAGCCCCAGGGCUCCAUCCGACCAGAAUCUGAUCCGGUCGUGCCAUUUGCAGCGGAAGACUCGAGCUGUGGCUGCCAGAACCUUAAGAGAGACGGAGUCGUGGAUAUCGAGAGGGAAAGCGGCUUACUCAUUGAAAACCCUUCUGUCAUAUACUCUAAAACGUCAAAUGAGAAGCUUACGGACACUCCGACGAAUGGGAAAGAAUCAUAUACUCGCAGUGAGAUGGUCUUCGUCCCAGGAGGGGAGUUCCUAAUGGGUACGGAUGACCCUGGCAUCCCUCCAGAUGGGGAGAGUCCCCAGAGGAAGGUACAUCUGAACCACUUCUACAUGGAUGUUCACGAGGUCAGCAACCACCAGUUCCAGAGCUUCACCAACGCCACAGGCUAUGUCACUGAGGCAGAGAAGUUUGGAGACUCGUUUGUAUUCGAGGGGCUGUUGAGUGAGGAGGUCAAAAGUCAGAUCUCACAGGCAGUGGCUGCUGCCCCCUGGUGGUUGCCGGUCAGAGGAGCUGACUGGAGGCACCCUGAGGGCCCAGACUCCAGCAUCGCAGACAGGCUAGACCACCCUGUCUUGCAUGUGUCAUGGGGGGAUGCUGUGGCCUACUGUACCUGGGCCCACAAACGACUACCUACAGAGGCUGAAUGGGAGUUUGCCUGCAGAGGGGGCCUCCAGGACAGACUGUACCCAUGGGGGAACAAGCUAAACCCUAAAGGACAGCACUAUGCCAACCUCUGGCAGGGAGAGUUCCCGACACACAACACAGGAGAGGAUGGAUACAUCAAAACAUCACCGGUGAGGUCAUUUCCUCCUAAUGGCUAUGGCCUGUAUAACAUGGUGGGGAAUGCCUGGGAGUGGACGGCUGACUGGUGGACAGUCCACCAUACCACGGACAGACAGCCAAACCCAACCGGCCCGCCAUCAGGAACAGACAAAGUGAAGAAGGGAGGCUCCUACAUGUGCCAUAAGUCCUACUGUUACAGGUACAGGUGUGCCGCACGUAGUCAGAACACUCCUGACAGCUCGGCCUCUAACCUCGGCUUCCGCUGCGUUUCCCCGGAGCAGCCUUAGCCUUUGACCUAUGACCCUUGCUACAUGGCUGGUGGACCUUUUUAUUUAUUUUUUAAUGGUGGAAAGCUAUGCUGACCCAGCCUACCGGGCUACGCCAAUCAAGUGCCCCUCUUCACGCGGACAUUGUUAGUGUUAUUAAUGAACAAUGACAAUUUUUUGUUUUUGAUUUUCUUUGUUAUAAAAUAAUAGGAUAUUUUUUUAUAAGAAUAAAUACCAUUUCAACGAUGUGCAGGUUGUUCUGGUAAAAAUAAACAUUUAUUUGAUUG
Molecule: messenger RNA, 1445 nt
Organism: Esox lucius (northern pike)
Lineage: Eukaryota; Metazoa; Chordata; Actinopteri; Esociformes; Esocidae
Gene: sumf1
Product: sulfatase modifying factor 1
Cellular component (GO): endoplasmic reticulum
Source: RefSeq, marked provisional